AAUCAGAAUUCAAUAAGCAGCCGAAAUGGAAUGCAAGUUUACUUCGAUUAAGAAUUGGCUUUUAGCCGUCGAGUAUGGACUCUUGAUGCUCUUGACUGUAGUCAUUUUGCUAGUUGGGAUUCCCAGCUAUAUUGACGUGGGUACAGCUGUGCGAAUCAGUUACUACUUCCUUUCUCCCGUGUUAGCGAUACUUUUCCUACUGCUCGUCGGCAUUGUAGUAAUCCAUUUAAGGAAACAAGGAUCGAAGAAACCCAAGCUGAACCUAUCUCGGCUCCUGCUACUGCUGGUGGUUUUUGUACUACCCUUGAUUUUGAGCUUUAAAAUUAUUCAACACCACAAAUCCAGCUGGAAGCUUUUGUCCAAGGCAUGGAUUGAAUUAGAUGGUCUUAAUCAAACGGAAUUGCUGUCCUCCUGGCAAGAAAAGGGCAACUGCUGUGGAGUUAUGGGCCCAUAUGACUACCUUAGGAAGGGACUGGAGUUACCCAAAAACUGCUUUAAUUAUAAAGAAAGCGAAGUAAAAGUGAAGGAUGGCUGCUAUAAAGUUUUCAGGGACAAUGCAUUUAUUACUUACUAUAUAAUUGUAGUGAUAAUUGUAGUGAUAUUUGCGGUCUAUUUGAUGGUGAAAAUUGCACGGAAUUUCUUGGAGUGGAAAGCGGACAUGGACAACUCUAGGGCAAAACGUAGGACUUCAAAUGCGCCCCUACUUUAAUAUGAACUUACUGAUGAUGGUGUAAUAAUUUCUUUUGUAUAACCAACAAAUAAAUGACUAAUCGAAGCAGA
This is a messenger RNA of Drosophila kikkawai, 780 nucleotides long. RefSeq lists its product as uncharacterized. Gene Ontology annotation, cellular component: membrane. Lineage: Eukaryota; Metazoa; Arthropoda; Insecta; Diptera; Drosophilidae. The record is from RefSeq and is a predicted model, not a curated record.